This is a messenger RNA of Megachile rotundata (alfalfa leafcutting bee), 1675 nucleotides long. RefSeq names its product cuticular protein 22 (gene CPR22). Gene Ontology annotation, molecular function: structural constituent of chitin-based larval cuticle. Gene Ontology annotation, cellular component: chitin-based extracellular matrix. The record is from RefSeq and is a predicted model, not a curated record. Lineage: Eukaryota; Metazoa; Arthropoda; Insecta; Hymenoptera; Megachilidae.
UGGUUAAAGUGACGCAAGUUAUAUUUGAUCACUUUAUACGUGUUAGCUGUUCCCUCUGAAGACAAGUAAUGCCCGAACUAUUGCAUCAGUGAAGUAUUAUACGUUUACAUGCAUGUAGCCGUGAUCGCAUUAGCGAGCUGCGUAUCAGCAGCGCCCGCAGACGACGUGAUCCCAAUCGUCAGUCAAAGCCAAGAAGGACCCAACCCAGACGGUUCCUACAAAUGGAGCUACGAAUCAGGAAACGGGAUCAAGGCCCAGGAAGAGGGACACUUGGAGAACGCUGGCUCGGAGAACGAAGCCAUGAACGCCCAGGGUGCGUUCAGUUAUCCCAGCGACGAUGGUCAACAGAUCUCGUUGACGUACGUGGCGAACGCUGACGGUUUCCAACCCCAGGGUGCUCACUUACCGACCACACCCGAGAUCCCGCCUCUCAUCCAGAAAGCGUUGGAGUGGAUAGCGGCGCAUCCUAGUAAAGACGACCAAAAUCAGGUCUAAAGGUUAGGACGUCCGUCGUCAGUGAUCUCAGCGAGCCUCUUUGAAACCUUGUUCUAUCAAGAUGUGUCGUCGUCUCUCCCUUCUACAACUUCAACGAUACGUGUAACUGCUCUGGUUCAAUCUGUUGUAAAUAUUUAUUGCAUACUUCCAUGGAUAGUGCGGUGUCGGGCACGCUGGUAUUCCCUGGGGAAAAAUACUCCUUCUCGCUGAUACUCUAGGUUUGACAGGUUAUGAUGGAUUUGGGUGAAAAUUUUGAUGGGACUUGUCGUUAAUGUCUAUUAGCUAAUUUACAAAUUGAAGUGAUUACAUUGUAGUUUGAGGAUUUAGGUUAACUUGGUGCCCUAUUAUUAAGAACAUUAAUUUCAAUACUCAAAUUCAAUAUUAAAAUUGCUUGAUUUUUUUUAGAAUUACUAGUUAAUUACGAAUUAUAAUUAUGUAGAUUUAGUUCCGUGAGAUAGUUGUUACUGGGUUUCAAGAACAUAGUAAUUUAUAAUAAUGGCUGAUAACAGCUAUAAAACUUGCAAUGAAUUAGUACAAGGUCUCUCGUUUAAUCCAGACAUUUUGGUAAUCUAAUUUAGAGAUAGUAACUUUCUCAAACAUCUAAGUAUUUUUGAAUUCGUAGAAUUGAGACAAUCUUUUACACUGCCUUUCUCAUUGGGAAUUUAUUAACAUUUGUCUCAUGCAAUCUAAACUAAAUCAAACACAGAUGUAAUUAUCUGGGAAUAUUUGAAAAUUGAAAAAAGAAGCCCUUCUCAGAUUGUUUUUUCCCUAGGGACAAUUACUAGUGAUGUUGAAUACUUAACUUAACACAGACCUGCAGGUGUAAUGCCUAGUAACUUCUGAGUCUUCAGACGAGACCAUCUCCCAUAUUACAUUUUCCCUAGGGAAGAUUAUAUUAUCAAAUACUCAUUACUUGUAACCUAAUCUAGAUCUAAGCUAGGUAUGCCUAGUAAUUUUUUAGUACUGAGGCGAAUUGAGUCUUCUAUCUCUCAUAUCACAUUUACCUAGGGAAUUUUAUGAAUAUUAACUGAAUUCAAUACUCAAUAAUUUAGCCCAGACCUAAUCCAGACAUAGUAUCCAAUUACUGUCGAGUAUUGAGACAAGUUGUAAGACCUUUUGAUAUAUCGCAUUUUUCCCUAGGGAAGACUAGCGUGCUCGGCAGUGUACACUACCGGCCAAA